GUUUCGUUGCCAGCCAUAGAGAUUAUCUGUUUUGGGGUUUUACAGUGAAAGAACAACUCAAGAGUCAAGAAGAAAAGGGUUUUAGCUUUAGGCGUUUCUCUCUCUCUCUCUAAUUCAUCACGGGUUCCUCUGCUCACAGUCUUAGAGAGACAACAGUAUCCAUGGCAGAACAAUAGUCCUCUGGUAAACAUCAUAUCUAUUAAGACGGCGCGCUGUAUUACUACUAGUAAUAGUAGAGGUAAACUGGCGAAAGUUGCUGAGUUCAUGGCGGCAAUGGGGGUUUCAACUCACAGGAACCCUUUUAAGCCAUGUUUUCCUCCUUCCUUCUUGGUUUCUUCUUCUAAAUCUUUCCAGAGGAGGGAUUUUCAUCUUCUCCAGGGUGCAAACAGUAAGUCUUCAAGAAUUACUAUCUUGAAAAGUUCUUUACAGUUCAAUAGAAGAUUGAGUAACUGCACUAGGUCUUUCGAAGAAGAUCGUGUACACAUGAUUGGUGUAAGACAACCUUAUGCUUUGCCUCAUUAUGGGAAUGAAGGAACCCAUACAUGCUUCCAUGAGCAAUUGGAGUUGAAUUCAGAGGACGUUCCACUUUCUAGAUCCAGUGAUUACGGGAAUCCUACAGGUAUCUUUACUGGAGUUGUUGAAAGCAAAAAUUAUCCAGUUCCUGAAAAAAGAGAAAAGAAAAAGUCCUGGUUAGAUGAAAUAAACAGAAUGAAGCUUAUCAGACAGGAAGGUGCUAAAGGUAAAGUUAUGCAAAGCUCUUCAAGAGGUGAUGAUGUAGGAAUUGAAAAAGCUUCUAUCUCGUUACUGGAGACAAAUGGCAAUGGGUCGUCUGGUACCAUCAGACAUAGUCGUUUGAAUAAUGUAACGGUUAAUGAGGCACACUCGAUAAGCUAUGACAGGAAUGCUGAGAUUAGUGGCUAUAACCGUAAACUUGAUCAGGUACAAGGAGCAUCUUCUUUUGUACAAAUUGAGAGGAAAAAUUUCCAGUCAAAGGAGUCAUCAGAAGGAAAGCAACGUGAAUUGCGUGAACCUAAGCUCUCAGAGUUACUUAUAGAUAGACUUAAAGAUACAAUUGCAGUUGGUUCAUCCAAUGCAAAAAGAAGCGCAAUCUCCAAUAAUGUGAAUGAAACUGACACUUGCCUGAUAAAGAAUAGAGUAGAAGAAGCCAUCGCCAUCAACCAUGAUGUGAAUGAAACUUACAUUCAACCGUUAUCUGAUGGAGAAGAAGCUUUCGCCAUCUCCGAUGAGGUGCGUGAAACUUACGUUCAACCGAUAAAAUAUGGGAAAGAAGCGGCUAGUUCGUCAGAUUUGCGAGAAAAUCUUGGUCGAAUAUACGAUGAAGUUCUUGUAGUUGACAAUAUCUCAACAGCGAAGGAAAUUGUUAAAAUGCUUACAACGCAGGAAAAGUACAAAAACCGAAUCUAUGGUUGUGAUACUGAGGUAUGCAAGAUUGAUGUUAAAACAGAGACUCCUGUCGAUCACGGGGAGGUGACAUGUUUUAGUAUUUACGCCGGAGAAGGUGUGGAUUUUGGUAAUGGGAAGUCUUGUAUUUGGGUGGAUGUUCUAGAUGGUGGCGGUAGGGAUAUGAUGAUGGAAUUUGCUCCUUUCUUCGAAGAUCCAUCGAUUAAGAAGGUCUGGCAUAAUUAUAGCUUUGAUAGUCAUGUAAUAGAUAAUUAUGGACUUAAAAUUUCUGGAUUUCAUGCUGACACUAUGCAUAUGGCACGGCUUUGGGAUUCCUCUAGACGUUUAGAGGGUGGGUACUCUCUUGAAGCACUUACAAGUGACCCAAGAGUCAUGAAUGGAAACAGCAAAGUAUCAGGGAGACGACAAAAGAAAGUGGAGAUCAUGUCUGGGAUCAAUCAGGGAAAAAUAUCAAUGAAGACCAUUUUUGGCAAGGGUAAGUUAAAAAAAGAUGGCUCCGAGGGUAAAAUUAUUGCCAUUGCUCCUGUUGAAGAGCUUCAAAGGGAAGAGAGGAUGCUGUGGAUCUGUUAUUCUUCCUUGGAUUCAAUAAGCACCCUGAAGCUGUAUGAAAGCUUGGAAAAAAAGUUAAAGGCAAUGGAGUGGAUUCUUGAUGGGAUUGAAAAAGGAAAUAUGUACGACUUCUACGAGGAAUACUGGAGACCAUUUGGUGAGAUUUUAGUGAAUAUGGAAACAGAGGGAAUGCUUGUAAAUCGAGAAGCUCUUGCAGACAUGGAGAAGCUGGCUAUUGUACAUCAGCAAGUUGCUGGAGAUAAAUUUCGCCAGUGGGCUUCUAAGAUGUGUCCUGACGCUUUAUACAUGAACAUAGGAAGUGAUACACAACUGCGACAACUGUUUUUUGGUGGAAUGACAAUCAGCAGUAAGGAUGGAUCUCAAACUCUCGAUGAAGAGAAAGAAUUUAAAGUGCCCAACGUUGAUAAAGUGAUAGAAGAAGGCAAGAAGGUUGCCACAAAAUUUCGCAAGAUUACACUUCACAAAAUUGGCAAUGAGAUAAAAGCUGAGAUAUUCACACCCACUGGCCGCCCGUCUGUCAGUGGAGAUGUCCUAAAAGUACUUGCAGGCAAGGUCAUUUCGGAAUAUAAAGAGGACAUAGAUGUCUCUCAAUAUGGCACGGCUUACAAAGCAUUUGGAGAGGGCAGGGAUGGAAGGGAAGCCUGUCAUGCCAUAGCUGCUUUAUGUGAAGUCUGCGCAAUUGACUCGUUGAUAUCUAACUUCAUUCUGCCCUUGCAGAGCAGCGCCAUAUCUGGCAAAGAUGGUCGUAUCCACUGUUCUUUGAAUAUUAACACUGAGACUGGAAGGUUAUCCGCUAGGAGACCAAAUUUACAGAAUCAGCCUGCUUUGGAGAAGGACAUAUACAAGAUCCGUCAGGCAUUUGUAGCUGGGGAUAAUAAUUCCCUCAUUGUUGCUGACUAUGGUCAGUUGGAGCUCAGAAUUCUUGCGCAUCUUGCGGACUGUAAGAGCAUGCUGGACGCCUUCAAAGCUGGAGGAGAUUUCCAUUCGAGGACAGCUAUUAAUAUGUACCCACAUAUACGUAGAGCUGUGGAGCAAAACGAAGUUCUGCUCGAGUGGUAUCCUCAGCCUGGUGAAGAGAAACCUCCUGUGCAACUAUUAAAGGAUAAGUUUGCAUCUGAAAGAAGAAAGGCCAAAAUGCUCAACUUUUCCAUUGCAUAUGGCAAAACUCCGCAGGGAUUGGCAAAGGACUGGAAGGUCACAGUUAAGGAAGCUACUGAAACUGUUAAUCUGUGGUAUAAACAAAGGCAAGAAGUUUUAGCGUGGCAAGAAGAACACAAGAAAGAGGCUAAAGAGGAAGGUUGUGUAAAAACAUUGUUAGGUCGUACUCGUUGCUUCCCUUCAAUGAGUUCAGCUAGUUAUGGUGUUAAACGUCACAUCGAGCGAGCAGCUAUUAAUACCCCUGUGCAGGGUAGUGCUGCUGAUGUAGCUAUGUGUGCCAUGCUAGAAAUAGUGAAGAACGCUCGUUUGAAGGAACUUGGUUGGAGGUUGCUUUUGCAGGUUCAUGAUGAGGUAAUAUUGGAAGGUCCGACAGGGUCAGCAGAGGAAGCCAAGGCCAUUGUUGUGAACUGUAUGUCCAAACCCUUCGAUGGAAAAAACUUUCUCAAAGUGGAUCUGUCUGUAGAUGCCAAGGUUGCAAAGAAUUGGUAUGCUGCUAAGUAAGAAAACAAAGCACAUAACUAACAAAGCUAGAACUCAAGUUAGGUUCCUUCCAGGUUCUGCCCUUGUGGAGUCAUUUGUGCAAACUCAAGAAUUGGUACUAUCAAGGGUGUUUUGCUACUGUGCAUUACGUCCAGCACUGCUGAGCUUCUUUUGGAUUUGAGAUUUAUUGUCUAGGUCGUCUCCUGUAAUGUUGUGCUAAUUUGACGACAAUUUUGUAUUUAGUAGUUUCAUGACUGGGGGGUAUCACGUCAGAUGCAGCAUCAACAGAUGUAGAUCAAUAUUCACUGUGAUGGUUCCGUUUUGGGUAUCUCUUUGAAGAUAUCCUUUUGUUGGAUCAAAAGCUUGUAUAUAAUAGUUCUAUUUGUAAUGGUGAAACUGCCUACUUUCUGUAGCUUUAUUGUGACAAUGUUCACACAUACAAUAUACGGAUAUGGUUGUUGUACUGGUCUCAUUUCUAUGAAGCGAUGGUCUUCUUCUCUCUUUCAUUCA
Messenger RNA from Papaver somniferum (opium poppy), 4140 nucleotides. Its product is annotated as DNA polymerase I B, chloroplastic/mitochondrial-like. The coding region runs from base 265 to 3651 and encodes 1128 amino acids. Lineage: Eukaryota; Viridiplantae; Streptophyta; Magnoliopsida; Ranunculales; Papaveraceae. Gene Ontology annotation, biological process: DNA-templated DNA replication; double-strand break repair. The transcript has 12 exons. Gene Ontology annotation, molecular function: DNA binding; DNA-directed DNA polymerase activity; 3'-5' exonuclease activity. The record is from RefSeq and is a predicted model, not a curated record.